AGAAAGGCAGCCGCAUAUCAAAUUUCAAAAGAAUCAAUAGGAAGAAGAAGAUAAGAGAAAGAGGAGCUGAUUUUGAGAAAGCUUGUUUUGAUUUUGAGAAAGCUUGGUUUGUCAAAUUUCCAAAAGUUGAAGCUUUCACUCACUCUGAGCGGCAUAUCUCUUUGAGGCUCGACUCUCCUUCAGAUGUCAAGUGUAGACAUAUCAAACGAAGUUCUAAUUUCCAAUGCUAAUUUGCAAGUGCAAAAUAUGGAGAGUGGAAGUGACAUGAAUCAUCUGCAAUAUAAUUGUGUUAGAUUUGAUAGAUUGUCUGCGAAUGAUGUUCUAGGCAAGGAGUUUAAAUCUGUUGAGGAAGCAGAGAUCUUUUAUUUUGCUUACGCCAAGGCAAUGAGGUUUGAUGUUAGAAAGGAUGACAAGUAUGUAAGUGCAAGGACGGGGAGAGUCACAAUCCGUCAAUUGGUUUGUUCUGCACAAGGGAAGAGACGGGAGGAAUAUAUGAACAACAGUAACAAGGUCCGUAUGCCAAAAAAAUUGACAAGGUGUAAUUGUCCAUGUUUGUUCAAGGUAAGAUAUUUUAAGAAGAAUAACUCGUAUGUUGUAGUUGAUUUCAAAACAAACCAUUCCCAUGAUCUUGCACAGCCACACGAGUCACAUCUUCUCAAGUCACAUCGAUCUGUACCAGAUUCUCAUUUAGCAUUAGCUAAAUCUAUGAGGAGAGUACCGAUUAAGGUUUGUCAUACAUACCAAUACAUGGCUGACAGAGCUGGAGGCCUUACGAAAGUCGGUUUUCUAAGGAAAGAUCUGUACAAUAAGUUGGAUAUAAGUCGUCGAGAGGCUCUACUUGAAGGGGAUGCAAAAGCUGCACUUUCAUAUUUGGAAGGAAAAGCAGCCACAGACAAGAAGUUAUUUUGCAAGUAUAGCACAGAUGAGAGUAACAGGUUGGCUAACUUGUUUUGGAGAGACUCAACUUCAUUGCUUGAUUAUUCUUGUUUCGGAGAUGUGUUGGUAUUUGACAGCACGUACAAGACCAAUCACUAUGAGAAGCCGUUGGUAUUAUUUGCUGGUUCAAACCAUCAUUUAUCGACUACGAUUUUUGGUUUUGCAUUACUAGUUGAUGAGACGGUUGAGACAUAUACAUGGGCUUUGCAAAUGUUUUUAGAGUCUAUGAAGGGCAAAAAACCCAUUGCAGUGCUAACUGAUGGAGAUGAAGCAAUGCGGAAGGCCAUUGAAGUAGUAUUUCCAGAUUGUCCACAUCGUUUAUGUACAUGGCAUAUUGCAAAGAAUGCUCAAAGUAACUUGCAUAAUCCAGAAGUAAUUGCAGAGUUUCGGAGAUGUAUGUUUGAUGAAGCAACCCCAUAUGGUUUUGAGCAACGGUGGAAUGAUAUGGUGAACAAAUUUGAUCUUCAUGAUAAAAAUUGGGUAAGAAUGAUGUAUGAAAAAAGGCAUAAAUGGGCUGAAGCGUUUAUUAAUGGUCACUUUUUUGCUCGAAUGCGUAGUAUCCAGCGGUGUGAGGGCAUGAACAAUUGUGUGAAGGAUUAUCUUAGCACCGGAGUGAAAUUGUUUGAACUGAUGCCACUACUUGAUUCAGCAUUAGCACGGCUUAGAAAUAAUGUACUUCAAGAAGACUUCCGAUCAAAUAACUCUAGUCAUGUGCUUACUACUCAACUCCGACAGUUGGAGAAACAUGCAUCCACUAUUUACACUGACAGUGUAUUUUACCUAGUACGUGAGGAGAUAGAGCGGGUUGGAGGACUGAUCACAUCAAGAAUUAUGCGUUUCCGCACAAGUAGUGUGUACAUAACAUCCAGUUAUAAUAACAAUGAAGAGAAUGAGUGCACGACUGUUUACCACCAUCUGGAAAGCAAUCCUCACAUAGUAUGAUCUUGUAAACUUUUUGAAUGUGAGGGCAUCCCAUGUUGCCAUUCAUUUAACAUUAUGAAGCACGAACAUAUGAAGGAGAUACCUUUGUCUUUGGUGAUGAAACGGUGGACAAAACACGCAAAAUCUGAAAUUCAAUCCACAAUUCCUGAGGACAAUAUACCUGGUGAAGCUCUACAAUUGAUCAGGCACGGCGAUUUAAGUUAUUUGGGUAGUAAGGUAUCUUACCUAGCAUCGAAGACAAAGGAGGGCACUGACAUUUUGAGAAAUGAACUCGUUAAACUAGAGCCGGUAUUGGAAGAGAUUUUGAAUCAACAAAAAGAAAUCAUUGUUAGUUCAAGCGAUUGUGAUAACAUCCUGAAAGAUCCAAUCAAGGUCAGAAGCAAAGGUAUGCAGGGUACUGAAAACAGCAAACGACCUAAGAACAACCAAAAAUGUAGUUUGUGCAAGAACUACGGACAUACAAAACCUAGAUGCCCAAAGAAAAAUAGGGUACGUGGCAGAACCAGUCGUGUAAACCAUGAUAAGAAUUUCAAUUCAGAUAAUGUGCAGCAGCCUCCCAAAAAGAAACCAAAGGUUUGACGAUUUAGUGAGAUUGAAGUUUGAUACUUACUCUGUGUAACGAUAGCAAUUGUGGAGUUCUUUCUUGUCCUUGAUCUAUAUUAAUUGGCAGUUUGAU
Molecule: messenger RNA, 2554 nt
Organism: Rosa rugosa (rugosa rose)
Lineage: Eukaryota; Viridiplantae; Streptophyta; Magnoliopsida; Rosales; Rosaceae
Product: protein FAR1-RELATED SEQUENCE 5-like
Exons: 3
Coding region: 184-1878 (564 amino acids)
Source: RefSeq, a predicted model, not a curated record